Lobosporangium transversale is the source of this 1648-nucleotide messenger RNA. RefSeq lists its product as hypothetical. The record is from RefSeq and is a predicted model, not a curated record. The coding region runs from base 58 to 1602 and encodes 514 amino acids. The transcript is spliced from 2 exons. NCBI's taxonomy places the organism in Eukaryota, Fungi, Mortierellomycota, Mortierellomycetes, Mortierellales, Mortierellaceae.
AUUUCAACAUUUUAGCAUUUCAGCAUCAUCGUCACACUUAGAAAAGGACCCUUGAAUAUGACUGCAUGCAACAACAGCCAUUCUUCCUCUCGGCACCAGCCAGUCUGCUGUGUAUAUACUGGCACUGAGAAUCAGCCUUUGCUUGGAUAUCAUCCUCAUCAAUACCAACAGCAACAACAGCAACACCGACAUCAAGGGGAGUAUCAUCUCAAUAUCAGCGACGAAAAGAACUACGCUUCUCUCGAGGCUGAAUAUCCUCAAUCCACAUCGCAGUGCGAGAGAGCAUCCAGGCGUAAAAAGUUUCGGAGACACCUUCUUCUCCUCUUGGUCCUCGGUUUUGUCUACUUCACUUUCUUCCACUCGUGUAGAAACAAUUAUUUUCAUCAGCAUCAAGACCCUGAUACCUUUGGCAGAGGAAGCAACACCGAUAACAAUAGUGAUAGAUCCAAUAUUGCCUACCCUGACAGUUGUUUGAAGCAUGCUGACACUUGGGAAAAGCCUUGGGUGUUCGAUAUAGAUGCAGCCAACUUUCAACUGAAAUUCGGGCAAGGUUCUAUGGGUUCGCGUGUACAAGUAUACACGGGAGCAGUUCAGAAGCCUACAUUUGAGCUCUACGCCAAAGCGUCUCUCAGCGAAGAUGAGGAUGGAGACGAAGGCGAUAAACGUCAUAGAAACAGUGGUAAUGACGACAAUAGCAAUAGAGGUGAUGCUAUUGAAGUUGUUCGCCACGGUGUUCACCUCGAAUUUAAGCAAUCAUUGGAGCUGUCUGAAGCGCUGAUUUGGUUUGAAGAUCAUUAUGUCGAGCAUGGCGGAUACAAAUACCGAGCUUGUGCCCAAGUGGACAUCAACAUCAUUGUUCCGGAAUCGUACAAGCGCUAUGGCAGCAUCUCAGUCGAGGGUGCUGUGACUUCGAUCAAUGCUCAUGACUUGGAUAACAUUAAAUUCGACAAACUGAACCUAGUUACAGCUACUGGCAAUGUCAUUACCAAGGACAAUAUUCAUGCUGAUCAAUUUUCGACCCAUGUUAGCGCUGGAAAUGCCGAGAUUGAGUCAGUGCAGACCGCGAGCGAUGAUGGUCGGGAGCCAUUGGAUGUCAAAGUCGUCGUUAAUACUGGACAUGUUGUUGUCGGAGUGGAGACUAAUCCUGUGGGCAAGAAUGAGUCCCGCCCACAUAGGAUCUUGGUCCAGGCAAGUACAGGGUCUGUCAAGCUCGAUGUGGCGCCCGCAAAGGCGAAAUCCUCGGGCUCCAUGGCUCAGAAGCCAGGCCAUUUACAAAUCGACACUUCUACCAACACAGGUACAGUUCGAAACCUGAUUCAACUUGCGAGUGAGGACCAGACCUUGAAUUUGAGCUCGUCUAGUAGGACUGGGACUGUGGACGCAACCGUGUCUGACUCGUUCUUGGGGCGCUUUGAUCUCUCAACAAUGGUUGGAAACAGUAAAGUGGUCCCCGCCUUGGGUUCAGAGAGCUCGAUUUCAUAUGAGAAGCAGACACCCCACAGUAAGAUUGGAUUCAAGACAUUGAGCGACAACAAGGCUUAUGAAUCUGAAAUCAAACUUCGCACCAUAACUGGACGCACUUUCCUUGAGUUCAUUAAGUAAUAGCAUAAAAUAACAUAAAAUAAUAAUAAAGGAAAAAACAAUGGAU